Molecule: messenger RNA, 4947 nt
Organism: Amoebophrya sp. A120
Lineage: Eukaryota; Dinophyceae; Syndiniales; Amoebophryaceae
Source: the annotation of a GenBank genome assembly
AGUAGCCAGGCUAUGACGGUGCGUGUGAGGAGUUGAAGAGAGUAGAUAUGCUCAUUUUUGUUCUCUGUGCGUGACGCCGCAGCUAGCCACGAGGACCGCACUGCAGAAGAACAAGAGGAGAGAAGAAAACCUCCACUCCAAGAUGGCGCGGCCCUCGAAGGCCGCCGCUCAGGCGGCCGUCUUGGUUUUGAGCAGCUUUUCUCAAAGCGCCGAUGCCCUCCGCGUUGUUGCCACGAGCAAAUCAACUUCGAACUUGCUGCUGAAAAAAACCACCUCCACCAAGGCUGUUUCCACGGCGAGGACGAAAAGUAGAUCGCGGAAAAUAUUAAAGCAAGCCCCUUUUGUAUGGAUUGCAAAUAUGUCUGGGUCUGGGAAGUUGCGAGAUUUGUCAUGUGAGUCUGGCAUGAUUCUUAACUCUGUGUUGCGUCACCGCAAAGAGCGCCUCAGGCUUGUCAUGCUAAAACGCAGUUUCUCAUGACAUGCGGAGUACGCAACUCAGAACCACGGAAAAACUUGCCAUGCCUGGCAGCGCAUUACAGUCUGCUCACUAUUCCCCUUCUUGCAUCACAAGUUUCCUCCAGAUCCAGACAUUUUUGCAUUUGAUAUUUUGGCAUGUUCGCGACAGAAGAUGCGCUUUCCCUCAACAGUCUAGACAGCAAAGUCACUACAAUUUGCGAAUCCGCGGUCCGCAAAGCCGAAGGGACGCAAUGUUCCGACCUGGAUUUGAUCCACGACUACCCGGAAUCCCCCGCCUACCACGCUUGCCUCGAUGACUGGCACGGGAUCCACGGCAUGGCUUCCGAGUGCGAGAAGCAGCACGCCAACAUCGGCUCUCCCUGCGGAAAAGCCUGCUUGUACAAGGGUAUCCGGCAGCUGGCCGCGAAGCACGGCGCAGUCUCGGAGUUGCUGAAGUGGGGCGUGACGGACUUCAACUUGUGGAACCAGCUCGUCACGCUGGCCCAACCGGUGGCCGACGGCUUGAGCGAAGAAGAACUCGCUGGAGUGUUCAAAAAGUGCGCGGACGGCGGUGACCACACCGUGAUGCCGAUCCCGCGGGUGCGGCACAUCUUCACCUGCCUCGACGCGAAUGCCGACGGCACUUUGGAUGGCGCGGAACUCACCCAGCCGACAAAGUGCUUCCGAAAAUGCCUGGAGGUGAAGGAGCCGGCGGGGCACCUGGAAAAAAUCCCCGAUGACGCGGACUAUGACGUUCUCAAAUGUUACAUUCUCAACUGUUACAUGAUUUCUCAUGCAAAAUGGCAAUCAGAAUCGACAUGAUCAAGCUGCUUCGCAUGACAAAUUCUCGAAGAGCCCAACAGGCUGAGAAUCCGUGUCAAAUCUGUCAUGCGCGACGCGUUAGGUCCCCGUCCCCUCUUUCACUGUUGCCGUUCUUGCAUGACAAAUCCAUGUAGCAGUUGAGGAUGUAACUGUAACAGUUGAGAACGCCAUACGGACGUGACGGACGUUCUGUCCCUGUGGCUGGGCGACGCGCAGGGCAGCGCGCGGAAGUUUGACACCAUGCUGGCGGGCACGAGUCCGAACUGCCUGGACGGCAUCGACGGGCCCUGCGAGGGCUGCGAAUCCUACCACGUGGACUUCAACCCGAUGCAGAAACGCGAAGCCCACGAAACGGAAGACGCGUGGGAUGAGACGGGCGACCUGUUGGAAGAGUGCGAGGGCUACGAGGAGCGCUGCGAGCCCCACCUCUCGGGCGACCAAAACUCGGUCGAGUGUGCCGAUCCGUUCCGCAGGCAGUACUGCAUCGGCGUGCACAAGUUGACGGAGACCCACAUGCAGGAGUGCGCCAACUACUACGGCCAGUGCUGCGUGAACGCGAACGAGUCCCACUUGAAAACUGGCGCGGCCGCCGGCGACGAGUUUCACCUCACCGACUGCCAGCCCUGCGACCCCGCGAACGGAGCUUCUUGCAAUAAACUUGUGAUGGAGGCGAGCGCGGAGCAGGGCGGCUGCUUCGUCGGCCACGACCCGGCGACCGGGAAGCCGCAGCUGGAUUUCCAGCGGCUGGCGUUUUGCGCGGGCGUGUUUGAGCGCGCGCGCUACGACAUGAUGGAGUCCGGGAAACUACAGACCAUGACGGGCGCCACCAGCAUGCCGGACGACGUGGGCCAGACAGUGCACCCGGGGUUCUUUUUGUUUUCGCAGCUGAAGAUGAAGAAGCAGCUGAAAAUGAAAAAGGCAAAAAUCGUGCUGGACAAAAAAACCAUGAUGGCCUUGACCGCGCCGAUGGUCUCGGUUUUUCCAACAGCAGUGGAACAAGACCGUCAAUUCGACAACCAGGAGCCCGCCACCGGGAGCAUGUACUUCUCGGGGAGCGCCCCCGCGAACGAACCCCUGCCACUCGUCCCCUCCGGAGACAGCGAGUCGCCCAUGAACCUCACCCCGGAUGCGCAGGCAGCGGCGAACUCCGCCCCGAUCCACGUGAAGACGCAGCGGAAGAUCGAUUACCCGGCCCGGGACCCCGUUUCCCCCGAAGCGCUCAACGCGCCGCUCGCGCACGCGCCGGGCGCCGUGCCGCAAAUGCAGGCGGGGGACUACGACGCGACCGUGCACGAAGACCCGAUUCACGAGCCGCAGUGCCCCACGGAAACGUUUCGGGAAAAGCGCAGCGGUAUGAAUUGCAAAAAUGUCUAGGUCUGGAAGAUUGCAAUUUGUCGUGGUAAAUCUGAAGCAUGCAAAAAUCUGUGUUGCAUGAGUGCCAAAAGCUGUAAACUUUUGAACAAGUCAGAAGGGAGUUUCUCAUGCAGGAUAGACAUGGCAGAGUCAGAGACCUCGCAGAGUCUGUCAUGCUACGUCCCGCAUUCCAGACCUGAUGGGUCAUGGAAAAUCUGCCUGACAAGUCUACACUUUUCCAGACCCAGACACUUUUGCACUUGAUAAGCGGGGAGUUGAAGGUGGUCCGGAACGAGGAGUACUACAAGAAAUUUUGUGCUAUUCUGAGUAAAAGCGUCCCCACCCCAGAGCUGUCAUGCAAAUCUGCAUGCCAAGAAGGUUUCUCAUGCGGAGCCCCAUGAGAAGCGUAUUCUCGUCGUGUUCUGGAAUUUGUGAUGCGAGAACCAGCACGGUAUGCUAGAUCUGUGAUGCUGCUGGACUACUAGCUAAACAGGAUUACACUGCGAGGAGAAACUUGUCAUGCGAACCAAGCAAAGCUGGUUGAUUUGUCUUGCAGGUUUCCCAUCUUGACUCUGGUGUUGGGACAUUUUUACUCAGGAUAUGUGCCUGGAUGCACGAGGUCGCGGAGCCGUCUGCGGGCUGGGAUUUGGGCCAUUUUGUGGACCCGGCGACGAAAAACUUCGCGGAAAAGCAGUUCACGCCAGACUCGACGUGCGCACCCGAAAUCGUGAUUGGGGCCGGGAAGGGCAGAAAGGUAAAGGGUUUUGAUAUCAUGUUGGUUGUAAGUAGAUAAGGAUGUGGAUGUGGUUGUGUUGGAAGUUAUUCGCAUGACACAGUGCCCAAGAAAAGUGUCAACAUUUCACCAAGUGCAAAACUACAUCCAAAAUUAUGAAAAAUCCAGCCCACUCGUGCGGAAUUCGACGACACGAACUACGAGAACUGCAAGCGCGCCCACGAAAUCUGUGCGGAAAGCGGGUACGUCGCGGACUCCCCGUCUUGUGGCUACGUAGAGUCCGAUAUCUGUGCCGGAAUGCAUUUUCCCAGCCCAGGUCCGAAAAUCCCACCCCCGCACGUGGAUCUCGAGAAGCCAACAAACCCGGCCCCGGUUACUGACGUUGGGAGUGCGGCUCCGCCAGCUCAAAACAACGCGAUUCCUGCCGCGACCGGGGAAGCGGGGGAAGCCAUCCCGCUGGGAACCGGUGCGGAGCUGCCGGGAGCGGGCGCGCCAGCAGCGGCUCCGGCACCCGCGCCGCCGGCUACAGCUGCGGGGAGUACUGAUUUUUUUUUGUUCGAGUCCACCUUGCAUACGUGAUUUCCACCUGCUUUUGGUUGAUGAUGUAUCAAUGAUAUGAUGUGCCAUGACCUUAUUAAAUUUUUCUUUAAGGCAAAGAACAACUUGCCUUUUCGAAAAGUCAAGCAAUUCCCAACCAAAAGUAAAAGUCCUCACAUCAGGCGCAGCACCGAAUAAACCCGCGGGAAAGGCUAUGAACUGCAAAAGUAUCGUAUUAGUAUGAAUUGUAUUACAAAUUUGCUCAGCAUUGCAAAUUGAAUUUGUAUAUGCGGACUUGCCUUAGGAGUCAGAUUUGUAAAGCAUAAAUGCAAUUAGUACGAGUACGAUACUUUUGCACAGGAUAAAGGCCGCCUUGGGCAUCAAGGAGCCCCCCACGGAGGUGGCGAACAUCGCAACCGUUGUAUCAAAAAGAAAAAUCUCCCCUCCCCAUAUCGGAAACGAAAUUUGUGAUGCUGUAUUUGAGUAUACAAGUCGACUUGUAUUGCUAGAAGGCCAAGAGACGCAGUUGUGGCCUGAAUUGCAGGCAAUUUGUCAUGCUGUUUCCCAGUUCCAGUUGCCUCGUGUCAUGCUGGAGAUGCAAUACAUUCCCUUUCCCGCGCUAGCUAGAACUACAGUCCGCAUCAUCUUUUGCCUUCUAGCAUCACAAAGCUGAUUUAUAACCACAAAUCUGCGUCACAGAUUUCCGUUUUGAUAUGGGGAGGGGGCAUUUUUGUUCUUGAUACGUUGCGGCACCCUUGAUGACGAAUUUUCUCUUGCACGAGCUGCAUGAGAAGGGGAAAGUGGAGAAGCCGAAGAAAAAGCAGCUGGUUUUCAAAAUCACGGUCGAGGAGGAGGACUGAUUUUUGUUUUUUGGCUUGACAGUUGUGAGCACGUUUUUCUUUUCCGAGUCUCCAUUUGCAUUUGCAUCUGCAUGCAGUAAAAAGAUGUGUAAAUUUUUUUGAGCCCCCUGUAGCUCUAUGUAAAAACAGAUGGCGCCCCUUCAGUGCAAGAUUUUUUUCGGCGCCUCGUUGGUCGUUCGUUUUUCG